Messenger RNA from Vanessa atalanta (red admiral), 4261 nucleotides. It is a transcript of the gene Ubx, whose product is annotated as homeotic protein ultrabithorax. Gene Ontology annotation, molecular function: DNA-binding transcription factor activity, RNA polymerase II-specific; RNA polymerase II cis-regulatory region sequence-specific DNA binding. The coding region runs from base 447 to 1208 and encodes 253 amino acids. Lineage: Eukaryota; Metazoa; Arthropoda; Insecta; Lepidoptera; Nymphalidae. The record is from RefSeq and is a predicted model, not a curated record. Gene Ontology annotation, biological process: negative regulation of transcription by RNA polymerase II; anterior/posterior pattern specification. Gene Ontology annotation, cellular component: nucleus. The transcript has 3 exons.
GAGUCGCGCCGGUCGCACCCGGCACAUAGUCGCGCGCUCCCGCCACACGCGACUGCAAACUUCGCUCGCGACACACGCCUUCACCACAUGUCCAAUUGUCCACUACUACAAUUUAAAACGACUAUUCCUCAGACACUCGCACGUGACGACGGCACUGUCGCGAUACCACCCCGAACCGGGAAACGUUUAAAAACUCGUAAAACCCGCGGCACGUGCUUCAGAGUCGUAAAAUAAUCGUAAAAAGUAAACACACGUCGACCGGCCUUUAUCGCCGAUGAAACACAUUAUGACGCUCGAGUGACGUUUAAUAGGCAAUAAAAUUAAUAAAGUUAAUAUUCACUCAUCUAUUCGGAGUGACGGCGGAGGUCGCGUUAUCACGGCGCGUGGGGCCGCGAUGACAUAAGUGUUUUCUAACUCAGUGACGUUAGUGUCGGUGACCAAUCAGAAUGAACUCCUAUUUCGAGCAGGGUGGUUUCUACGGGGCCCAUGGAGUGCAUCAGGGCGGCGGUGGCGGCGACCAGUACCGCGGUUUUCCCCUGGGUUUGACGUACGCCCAACCCCAUGCCUUGCACCAGCCGAGGCCCCAGGACUCCCCAUAUGACGCCUCAGUAGCUGCCGCUUGCAAACUUUACGCGGGAGAGCAGCAAUACGCAAAGGCAGAUUGUUCCAAAGCGGGUGGUGAGCAACAAAAUGGCUAUGGAGGAAAGGAGGCAUGGGGCUCAGGCCUCGGAGCACUCGUGAGGCCCGCAGCGUGCACUCCAGAAGCGCGGUACAGUGAAUCAUCAAGUCCAGGUAGAGCACUUCCCUGGGGAAACCAAUGCGCGUUACCCGGAGCCGCAGCCUCAGCCCAACCGGUCCAACAUCAACCCACCAAUCACACAUUUUAUCCUUGGAUGGCCAUUGCAGGAGCGAAUGGCUUGAGAAGACGAGGGAGACAAACUUACACUAGAUAUCAAACGCUAGAGUUAGAGAAAGAGUUUCACACGAAUCAUUACCUCACGCGGAGGAGACGCAUCGAAAUGGCCCAUGCACUCUGUCUCACGGAGCGACAAAUAAAAAUUUGGUUCCAAAACCGAAGGAUGAAAUUAAAGAAGGAAAUUCAAGCAAUAAAGGAAUUAAACGAACAGGAGAAACAGGCGCAAGCGCAGAAAGCAGCAGCAGCGGCGGCGGCAGCCGCGGCCGCUGCGCAGGGGCACCCCGAGCACUAAAAUUGCGCGCGCGCUACCUACCAGUGAUACGAUCGCAGUCCGCCGAACAGUCUUUAGCUUGUGUUUGUAAAUUGUUUGUAAUUAUUUUCGUUAUUUAAGUGUUGUUCGGUUGUUGUGAUUAUUUUUUUAAUUAAUUAUAUUGAAUUAGACUCAUGUUUUUCUAAUAUCGAAGGAACAAUAAACUGUUUAAUGUUAGAAUAGAAACGGGUCGUAUUAUUUUGUGUUUCGGGUUUUGUUUUUGUUGAUUUAUUGAAUUUUACAUAUUUUAAUUCGCGCUUUCGUGGUAAAUGUUCGCGUUUGGAAACCAGUGCAAUUUUUAGAAAUCUCUUCCGUGUAACAUAGUGUAGGUCUAUUGUAGUUGGUUUUUCAUGAUGUGCUACCGUAGCGCCUCGACUUGGCAGCGUCGGCGAUGAACUUUGUUACAUUGUACAAAUUUAAUAUGCCUACCAAAGAGACCCGGUCUCGUACCCUUAACGCUAAGUAAACAGUCAUAAGUUAAAUCGUCUAUCUGCAAUAUCACAUCGGACUCGUAUAAAACCUUAUAACCGCGCCAUCUAAUCCUUCAAUACUCUCGCAUAAGUAUAGUGUAAACGUGGUCGUGUUCCUGCAGUUUUAAUAGUCGGUGAAGUUUAACAAAUUGCCAUAAUUAUAAGUAGGUAUUAUUUUAGCGAUUAGCCGUGUAAAUAGUUAGGGUUAUGACGAUGAUAAUGGAAGUGAGCGGUUCGCGAUUGCGCCGGCGCCGUGGAAUGAGCAGAAAAAGUUACAAGGGAGUGCGGACGAAUGCUUGGCGAGUGCGGGACGAGUCGGAGGGGAGCGGGCGCCGCCGGCCACCGGACAGGACUAGGUGGUCGUCGCGUGUAAUGCGUUGUCGCUUGGUAGGUGGCGGUAGAUGUUAGGGCUCAACGCGAGUGAAUGUCAGCGCGCUCCGUGAUAUGUCAUAGCAUUCCAGAUCUCCCAUUUUGUAUGCAAUAAAAUGUGCUCUGUAUGGAUUGUCGUAUUGCCGCUUGAUUUACUCCACUCGCCCGACUCGGUUUGACGUCGAGAGAUCAAGAUAUCAAACUCGACUGUCGAAUAAAUUUUUGUGCCAGCCCACACGAACGCUUAGGCAAUCGACUGCCGAAGAUUUAUUGUCAAAAUUUCCCGUUAGUAACGCUUACCGAGCACACUCCGCGUAUCACUAUUUCACAAAUAAAAGAACCAGUCGCGAUAUCAUCGUCGACUAUAAAUUAUAUGAAGCUCGUAUGAAAAAUACACGUUUCGAUGUCCGCUUAUUUAUCGCUUAGCUUGAGUUAUGUAUGCAUACGUUAUGUUAAUCUCGACUUGUUAUUAAAUAGACGUUUCUAUUAAUAUUAAUUAGCUUUUGUCAAUAUUUUAGGGAAGUUGUCUAAUAAUGUGAACGUUAGGUCGACUGUUAUAAAUAGAGACGUCGGUGUACAGACGUGUAUCGAGAGAAUGGAAAGGCGAAAUUGUCGAUAUCGACUGGCUGAUCCACUAUCGGUACCAUCGGGACGGUGGCUGUUCCACACUAGGAAUAGGUUGAGUUCCCGCGUUGUUCUGCCUCGUGAUAUAUUGUUCCGCAUCUCCCUGUAUAAAUCUUGAACGCCUGCUGAGGUACACGGGACACGCCGCCGCGCCGCAGCCUCGAGCUUCAAAUGGAAUUGUGUUUUUAUUUAUCGUGCGAAUUGUGCCCCACUAUCGCUCACUCGGAAUCGCAGUUUAUCUGCCAAAACGCGCAGUUGGAUCGAUGCAAAUUUAGCUCUUAAGUUAUUCUAUGCCUGUAUUCGAAUAAGAUGCUGUUCUCGAAUCUCACCUAUCGAAUUAAUUUUACAACUAAUUUCUUGAAGUACAAUUUGAAAUUAAAAAAGCUCUGCUUGUAAUUUUGCGUCCAGGACAGAAUUUUAUUUAAGAUUUAUUAAAAUUAGUGUAAGGAAAAAAAAAAUGAAAAAUGUACAAAUACCUACACACAUUGGGUUUAUCGGUAACUUGCCACAUUUCUGAUCUAAAAUGUUCCAUAUUAACCCAAAUAGUGGGGGGCAAAAUAAAUAUUAAUAUUGGUACCACGUUAUCUGUGCAACUUAUAUUUAAUGUACAUUUUUGCUAAGGUCUUAAAGGCUUUUUUGAAAAAAGGCUCCGUCUAAUCUCACUUGUCGUGAAUCUGUGCGACUCCUAGAUAACGUUGGAUACAGUAACGUGCUACCCAAUGUUACUUGUGUAUAUAAUUAUAAGUUUAGUAUGAAUUAAAAUUGAAAACUGAUGUACAACGUCUGUAUACGUUCAGAAAUUAAUUAAAAUUGUGUCUAUAUGGAAGAUUGCAAAGUACUGGCGUGACGUGACGUUAAAAUGAUUUAUCAAAUAUUAUAGUCUUAAAACUGUUUGUAUUGUAAAAAUAUUAUGUAACAGAAAAGUGAAUAGUAUAAAUAUGAGGUAAAUAAACGAACAUUUUAUAUCCUUUAUUUGUAUAAAACCGCUUUCUUUUAGAGCAAUCUGAAGUAAUAAUGUCUUUUAUAAAUAUUUUACAGAUAAAUGAAUGUCCAUAACGUUGACGUCACUCCUAGAACCUAUAUACGUAACGUGAAAGGCUUUAGUAUGAAAAUAUUCCAUUUUAGUCGAUAGCUUAACUUAUUCUUAGCUUACCUAUAGUCACUUAAAAAAUGACAAGAAUCAAAACUAGUUGUGCCCAGUAUACGAAUAGCUAUUAAAAUUAAGGAGUAAUAUAAUUUAUUUUAAGAUACAGUAGUGGUAAUAUUUUUGGAUUCCUAUAAACAUAUACGUAAUUUGUCUUCUUAAAUUUAGUGAUCGUGGAAAAUUUGGUCGUGAUUCUUUCGAUACUUUUAUUAAGUUAUCCAACGAUGAAGUGCCAAAUGCAAUUUCAGUGUAUUCUUAGCUAAUAUAUAUCUAUAUUUUUUAUUUUCAAUAAUUUAUAUUUUAUCUUUGGACCCUUUUAAAUCUUUAUAAUUUCGAUUCAACCGGUAAUGUGUUUGUUAAUAAAAGAAUUGAGAAUAUUUUAAUUAAGUUCCGCACAACAUUGUCGCCAAUCGCAAUUUUGACACAUG